AUAAAGCCUCUUUAUUCUCAGCUUUCUGUUGCUAAGAAAAAAAGAUGAAGCAUUUCAUUGAUCGAUAUAUUCCGUCUAGAAACUUGUACACAACACAACAUGUCUCGUCAAUGAUAUUCCGUCUUUUUUUAUGUUAAAUUUCCUGUUCAAAGGGAUAUAUAAAUAAUAUACCAUUGUGAAAAUACUAUAUUGUUUGCACGAGAGGUAUGUGUCAUCCUAUUGUAUACGCGGAGACAUACUGUAAUUGUUAUGCGGAGACACACCGUAAUUUCUACGCGAAGACACGCUGCAAUUGUUCCCGGAGACAUUGCGUACAUAUAAUAUUAUAUAUUGUAUUAUGUAUGAUAUGUUUGAACCUUGAAUCGUGUUCCUCGUACUAAGGGAUGGCGACUUGGGUGAAAUAAAAUUUAAAUUAGUCGACCGUGUGAGGUCAAAGAUAAGAGAUUGCUUACAAAUCAUGAACUCCACUUGGAGUCAGUAUUACGACAUCGUUAAAAGAGUGUCAUCAUUAUCUGGCCAGUGGCCAUAUCAGAGAUCAAAAACGAGACUACUUUGCGUGUGCUUGGUAACUUUGAGCACGUUUUCUAUGAUUAUUCCGCAAAUAGCCAAAUUUACUAUAUGUGACGGCGACUUACGAUGUAUUUUUGAAACCAUGACAUCGUAUAUGUUGACAUCUGUAACAUUGGUGAAACUAUACACGUGUUAUUUUAAUCGAUGUAAAAUAAAAAUGCUAAUUGAUCGAUUAUUCGUCGAUUGGGAUGAAUUAGAAACACCGGAAGAGUACGAAAUUAUGAAGAGAUAUGCCGAGAAUAGCAGGCGAUAUUCUUUGGGAUAUUCCUUGUAUUGCUUUUCAUCUGUAUGCCUCUUCAUGUGUAUAUCCCUCAUACCGCAAUUAUUGGAUGUUGUACUGCCACUCAACGAAUCUCGUCCUAUAUUGUCGACAUACCCGGGAUAUUAUUUUGUCGACGAGAAAAAAUACUUUUUUUAUAUUUUUUCGCAUGCUAUUGUGGCCUGGGAAAUCGCUAUGGCAGGGAUAGUCACUCACGAUUGCAUGCUGCUGACUUACAUUGAACAUGUUUGCAGCAUUUUCGCUAUAGUUGGAUUUCGCUUUGAACAAUUAACAUAUAGACACACUGACUCUACGAGCAUUUUACAUCCUCAACUAACCGACACUUGUAAACGAAUCGCAUUUUCGGUACAGACACAUCGAAAAGCUUUAAAAUUCGCCGAGCUUAUCGAAGAUACGUUUUCCUUAACGCUAGCUAUACAAUUAGCGUUAAAUACCGUAAUGAUCAGCAUCACUCUGUUACAAAUCACGCAACAAAAGGGAGAUUUUUUAGAAGCAAUAAGAUAUAUUUUCUACGUUUUUGGUCAAUUGAUCCAUUUAUUCUGUCUCAGUUUCGAGGGACAGAAGCUGAUAGAUCAUAGUCUUCAAAUACGCGACAAAAUCUAUAAUAGUUUUUGGUAUAAAACAUCCGCAAAGUCACAAAAGAUGCUUUUGUUCGUGAUACGAAAGAGUUUUCAACCUAUGUUUCUGAGUGCCGGCAAGAUUUACAUUUUCUCAAUGGAAAGCUUCACUACGGUCGUGCAAACUUCAAUGUCAUACUUUACGAUACUCGCAUCAUUAGAAUAAUCAAGCAACAGUCAGAAUUUAAUUUAUCCAGAUAUUAAUCUUGCAUUCAAUUAUGAAAUCAUAAUUCUUACAUGACAAUAAGAUGAGAUUCUUAUUCGUAUAUAAGUUAAACUUCUCAUGUUAUAGUGUAAUUUGAUAAAUUGUACUU
Camponotus floridanus (Florida carpenter ant) is the source of this 1781-nucleotide messenger RNA. RefSeq names its product odorant receptor 13a-like. The transcript has 9 exons. Bases 458 to 1633 code for a protein of 391 amino acids. Gene Ontology annotation, biological process: detection of chemical stimulus involved in sensory perception of smell; sensory perception of smell. Gene Ontology annotation, molecular function: olfactory receptor activity; odorant binding. The record is from RefSeq and is a predicted model, not a curated record. Lineage: Eukaryota; Metazoa; Arthropoda; Insecta; Hymenoptera; Formicidae. Gene Ontology annotation, cellular component: plasma membrane.